GCUUUAGCCUGAGAGAGAGAAAGAGAGAGAGAGAUGAGGCUCCAUUCAGUGCUGCUGUUGAUCGCCCUCGGUGGCUGCGCUGCUGCAGGUGACCAUCGACCCGCCGACAUGACGAUGGGCGCCGCCCAGGCUCCCGACCAACCAGGGCUCGACCCUGCUGCCCCGGGCUCCACUCCCAGGAUCUCAGAACUGGUUCAGAACCAGGAGCAGGGCGACAUUUGGAGAGCACAGGUUCUGGAGCUGCUGACCCGGUUGGUUCAGGCCCAGGAGGAGCGGGCCAAACACCAGGCCCAGGUUGUGCAGCAGCUCAGCAUUCUGGUCAAUCAGGGCUCCCAGCAGAUCCAGAACCUACAGAACCUGGCCCGGCACCAGAACCUGCUGGUGGAGAACCACCAGGCUUUACUGCUGCAGACGUCACGCAUCGCCACCCAACUACAGGAAAUCAACAAGAAACCCACCGCUCUUGGCCAAUGAGAUCCUCUGACUACCCACAACCAGCCAAUCAGAUCUCUGUCUCUAUAUGCAACCAAUCAGAUUCUUUGGAAUCAGACAUGUAUUUGAAUCAAUGUAUUCUUCUGAAGGCUGACCAGAUUUCUUAAUUAACCAAUUAGCCUUUGCGUUUAAUAAUUAAUUAAUUGAUUGACUGAUUCUGUGAUGUUUUAAACUGUAAAACACAAACUAACUGUUCACCUGUUCAAGCUCUAAAUUGCUUCAGGCUUUAAUUGCUCUGUUAAUAAGGAUUUUAAAUAAAAGUUGACAUUUUUUUCUGCAAUUUUGGCUUCCUGUUUAUGAUGAAACUCAACACCACCUGUGUGUUCACACACUUGUCUGUUUACGUACAGAUCUGCAUAGACUCGCUUUAUAUGAAUCUGCCAGGCUUGGCGGUUGUUGCCAACAUGUUCUGACGUGUGUGCACCACCUGGUGUCGAGCACCACUUGGUGUCCUCAAGUGUGCGCUCUACCUGUUUCAGGUAUUGUUGGUUUAUCGAAAUUUGUCGUGUCUCUUCGUUUCAGAACCUCCAGGACCAACACGGAUCCAAUUAAACUCGAUCCUCCAACCAAACCAGUCAGAGGUCGUUCUGAUUGCCGGCUCUAAGGUCCAGCUUGGUUGCUUUGGUGGCGGGUUGGUGGACAUGUCCACCACUGCGCUUCGUCCAUUACCUAGGGAUCGUCUGAACACCUUGCAGAUCAGCAGUGUGACUCCCAGACACACCGGUACGUACCAUUGCAGGUACGCCAACCAGAGCCUGAACCACCUGAACACCUGGAUACACCUGUAUGUCAAAGAUCCAGGUAACAACUCUAUGGUGUUUGUCACGCCUCGCUACACAGCUGACUAUCCUCAAGAGGGUGAUGACUUCCUGUACAAGUGUCUGCUGACUGACCCAUCUGUCACAGACCUCACCCUCCAAUCAGAGGGUGGGGACCAGGGGCGGGGCCUGCCCCCAGGUAUGAACGUCACCUUAGACCCUCGAAAAGGAGCCUUGAUCAAACAUACAAGGAUGUCCUUCAAAGGCCGGUACGCCUGUUCGGGUUGGAGGAAUGGGCAAGAGUUCCGAUCAGAGCCGUUUUCCCUGAUGGUGGCUCCCAUGGAACUCCCUCCCUCCGUUGCUGUCAGUCAGGGUGAGUGGGUCCAUCUCCGAGGAGAACGGUUCACAGUCACCUGUCAGAGCAGCAACCCUUCACACAGCUACACUGUCACCUGGACUCACCCACACAUAAAGGACCUGGAAGUCAAGAGAAACCAAGACUACGUCAAUGGGUACGUUAACAUCAGCAGCACUCUGACCGUCUCUUCUGUCAACCAUCAACACAGCGGACUGUACACCUGUACUGCUGCUGGCAGAGCUGGGGUUGCCACGGCAACCACCCACCUGACUGUGUUGGAUCAGCCUUACCUGAGGAUCUACCUUCAGACUGCCAACACCCAGCAGGUCUCCGAUGACCUGCCAGGCAACUUCAGCAGGGGACCCGAGGCUACGACUGAGGAACCAGCAGCUAAUCUCAGCUUCGAUUCGGAGGAGCUGCAGAGAGAACUGGUGUUUAACGGGAGCAGAGGCAGCGGCUGCAGGACGGUGGAGGUGUUCGAAGGUGGAGACCUGACCCUGACCUUCAUCAUGGAGUCCUAUCCUCCAAUCAGACAGCAUCACUGGACAACACCAGAACAUGUAAACAAUGAUGGCAGCAGUGUGUAUGAGAGGAGCUACACAGCUAUAGCCUACAGGUCAGAGGCCAACCUUCUGGUGCGGCGUGUUCGUCAGGAAGAUAGCGGUCGAUAUUCUUUUAAUUUUUCUAAUUUGUUCUUUAACGGGUCGCAGGAUGUGGACCUCCGGAUCUACCGUUCUCCGACUGUCAGCAUCACGCAGCAGAACCAGUCCCUGAUGUGCAGCAGUUCUGGUUACCCACAGCCCACGGUCUUCUGGUCCAUCUGCACCCAUGUGGACAGGUGUGAACCCAGCUCCAACCAUCAGGUGUCUCCAUCUGCUGCAACCUCAGAGGACGGGGAGGAGGUGAGGACAUUCUUCCCUCUGUCCACCCCUGAUGAUGAUGUCACAGUCAUGUGUUUGGCGUACAACCUGGUGGGCGAGUCUCGUCAAGUGUUUGUUCAUCGUUCCACAGGAAUUCGCACCGUCUUCACUCCAGCUCUGAUUGGAGCGCUGAGCGUCUCCUCCAUCCUCCUCCUGCUGCUGUUAUUUGUGUUCUACAAGUGCAGACAGAAACCAAGGUAUGAAAUUCUGUGGAAGAUCAUUGAGAGCAACGAUGGCAACAGCUACACCUUCAUUGACCCCACCCAGCUGCCGUACAACCAGAAGUGGGAGUUUCCUCGAGACAAACUGCGACUCGGCGGCGUCCUGGGCUCGGGGGCGUUUGGAAAGGUUGUUGAGGCGACGGCGUAUGGCCUGGGAACAGAAAACAAGGCUACCAGAGUUGCUGUCAAGAUGCUCAAACCCAGCGCUCACUCAGAGGAACGGGAGGCUCUGAUGUCAGAGCUGAAGAUCCUCAGCCAUCUCGGUUACCAUGACAACAUCGUUAACCUGCUGGGAGCAUGCACGCAAGGAGGCCCCAUGCUAAUGAUCACAGAGUACUGUAGCCAUGGCGACCUACUCAACUUCCUACGGACUCACAUGCCAGACUUCAUGGCGUCCAUGAUCACCAUAGACGAGGUUGGAGAUGAGGUCUUCUAUAAGAACCUGACAGGACAGCAGGAAAGGCUACGCAGUGACAGCGGGAUCUCAUGCUGGUCAGAGUACCAGGAGAUGCAACCGUCCCUGACUCCAAGUCCAAAUGAGCCAGGCGAGCACAUGGUGAGCCUGUCCCUCUGUGACCUCCUGAGGUUUUCCUACCACGUGGCUCAGGGAUUGGACUUUCUUUCCUCCAGAAACUGUAUCCACAGAGACGUGGCAGCGAGGAACGUCCUGCUGACUGACUGUCGGGUUGCAAAGAUCUGUGACUUCGGUUUGGCUCGAGACAUUCAAAACGAUGACAACUACAUUGUUCAGGGAAACGCCCGGCUGCCGGUGAAGUGGAUGGCUCCAGAGAGCAUCUUUCAGUGUCUGUACACAGUUCAGAGUGACGUCUGGUCCUACGGGGUCCUGCUCUGGGAGAUCUUCUCUCUGGGUAAGAGUCCGUACCCCAACGUUGUUGUGGAUACCAACUUCUACAAGAUGAUCAAAGACGGCCACCAUAUGGAGCAGCCGGAGUUCGCUCCUAAUGAAAUGUAUCACCUGAUGAAGCUCUGCUGGAGUCUGGAGCCCACCCACAGACCCACCUUUAAAACCAUUGGUCAGCUCAUCGAAAGGCUCCUCCCUUUGACGAGUGACAUGUUGCCUCGUCACAGCGACCAGGUGAUGUAUGAAAACAUUAAUGAAUGCAGAGCAGAAGAAGAGGAUGAUGAUGAUGAUGAUGAUGAUGAUGAUGAUGAUGAUGAUGAUGAGGUCCAAGGUGGAAUACUGAAGAGAAAAGAAGAAGAGCAAGAUUGCCAUGACGACGAUGAAGGAGAGGAGAGGGAGCCGACGAUGAACAACAUCUACCAGCUCUCCUGAUCCUCUCUUCUGACCGGUUGCCAUGAACUCACAUUGAGUUCAUCUCAUCUCCACACAUCAGCAGCUCCUCUCUGCUCUCAGACUCUACUAGAGACUAAAGCCAAAAAAGGAAUGAUUUGCCGUUAAUCCAGCCUGGUCUUGUCUGAUCUACUCUACAAACUCUGGAGCUCCAACCGUUUGAAGGUUGGAGCUUUCAACCUGCAACAUGAUCUGAUCCUCUUCUCCAGAUCUUCCCUUCACUCCUUCAGACUGAAGCCGAUCCGCCAGGCUGGUUUCCAACCCAGAGGUUAGAAAUCCAGAACGCAGCUCUGAGGCUCCCCAACCAGGUUUGGUCACUGGGUGGGGUCACCACCUGGAGUCAUCAGCUGGGGUCACCAGCUGGGGUCACCAGGCCGUCCGUCCAACAAGUUUCCUUGUCUGAUUUCGGUGAUUUCUUCCUCUUCAGGUUUGGCAGUUUUGGACGUUAAGCGUUUUUCUUCUUCUCUGAAACGUGUUCAGUGUUGCUCGAUAAAUUCAUGUUUGUGCUAUUUGAAUCAUGUUGUGUCAUAAAGUAAACAGGAAGUGCUCUUCAGAAUAACAGUCUGGGCUUUAUGGAAUAAACUCAGAAACAAAC
This is a messenger RNA of Poecilia reticulata (guppy), 4656 nucleotides long. NCBI's taxonomy places the organism in Eukaryota, Metazoa, Chordata, Actinopteri, Cyprinodontiformes, Poeciliidae. The record is from RefSeq and is a predicted model, not a curated record.